Molecule: messenger RNA, 969 nt
Organism: Aspergillus japonicus CBS 114.51
Lineage: Eukaryota; Fungi; Ascomycota; Eurotiomycetes; Eurotiales; Aspergillaceae
Product: chitin deacetylase
Exons: 4
Coding region: 1-696 (231 amino acids)
Biological process (GO): carbohydrate metabolic process
Molecular function (GO): hydrolase activity, acting on carbon-nitrogen (but not peptide) bonds
Source: RefSeq, a predicted model, not a curated record
AUGUCGCUCAUUUUUAAGACUACGAACCCCGUGUGCCUGGCCUCAAAUGAUACAGCACGAAAUGUACCCUACGGAGCAGUCAUCACUCAUUGUGCGGUUCCCGGCACCGUGGCCCUCACCUUCGAUGACGGACCAGGCAUCUAUACUCCGCAACUUCUCGACCUCCUCAGCGAGUACGGCGCGCGCUCCACCUUCUUCGUCAAUGGCUACCAGCUCUCCAACCACCACGACAUCUUGGUCCGGACCCUGAAAGAAGGACACCAGAUUGGUUCGCACACGUACGAUCACGCCCGUCUGUCCGCGUUACCAUACGGCGAGGUUGUCGAGCAAAUGCGCCGGCUGGAAGCAGCAUUAUACGAGACCAUCGGCGUUGUUCCGACGUACAUGAGACCGCCCUAUCUCGCCAUCAAUGGAGAAGUCCUCGCCGCCAUGGGCGAACUGGGAUACUAUGUGAUUAGCACAAGCGUGGAUACCAAGGACUAUGCGCACGACCAUCCGGACCUGAUCCCGAGGAGCUUCACGAGGUUCCUGGAGGGUCUGAAUGCCGGUGGCUCGGUGGUUUUGGCCCACGACACCCAUGCGCAGACCGUGGCAACGUUGACCCGGGCGAUGCUGGAUGAGAUUGUGGCCCGGGGGUUAGUUCCUGUCCCGGUGGGAGAAUGCUUGGGAGACUCGGAGUAUAAUUGGUAUCGUUAAUGCCACCAGCAGAUCAAGGCAGUUGGUGGACACCCCCUUGGCUGCAUUUCUUUACAUAGUUUAUUUUCGUAAUGCAUGUCUCAGUCUUCAUGCUAUGUUCGGUAUUUGGUUCAAUAAUAAGGCACAUCACAGUGGGAAUGUCUGGAGCCGAGAGGAAAGUCUUAGAGGAUUAGAGCCGGUGAGGUUGCGCCUUCAGGGAAACAGGAUAUCGGACUGUCUCCGGAUGAAAUUUUUAUGUUUCAGCCCUCUGUUUUUAAUAGAGGUAAUUGUUCC